AUGAAGGGUCAACUCCCUGUUCAUCGCAUCGAGAGCUUAUCCGUCAUUGGCGGGUUUCUGGAUGGAUUACAUCUGGAGUUCGGCGAAGGGCUGAACUGCAUCAUCGGUGCGAGAGGAACCGGAAAAACGACCGCAAUUGAGUUCAUCGGGUAUGCGCUGGAUCUUCUUCCGAAUCAGGAACAUGCCGCUCAGGAUCGACGGCGAAUCGACACUCUCGUCAAACGGAACUUGAACGGCGGACGAAUCGAAGUGGGAAUUCGGACCAAGGAUCGAACGCCAUUCAAAGUGAUCCGAUCUUAUGGGGACGAACCGAUCGUCCUGGAUGAAGAUGGUGAUCCAUCUCCGGUGGCGCUGAAGUCAGGUCUUUUCCGAGCGGAGAUCUUUGGACAGAACGCGGUGGAGUUGAUUGCCGAUCGUCCGCUGUUCCAGUUGGACUUGAUCGACAGUUUCUCAAAUCAGGCGAUCGGUGAAAUCAACUCGCGUGAACGGCAACUGACCUCGAUGCUGACUGCGAACGCUCAUCAGUUGAUGCCCAUGGAGCAGGAGGUGGCUGCAAUCCGGGAAGACCUAGCUGGGCUACCAUCUCUGGAAACCAAACUCAGAGCUUUCGCGGAUGCGGCUGGCGAUGCCAGUGACGAGAUCAAUGAAGCCCAUCGUCUCAAGGGAUUACGAGAUCGUGAGUCCCGAUCUCUCCAGCGCGGACAAUCCCUGGUAGAGCAACUGCAAACUUCUGCAGAACGCCUUCGAGGCAACCUGCAAACAAGGACCAAGACGCUCUUCGAUCCGGAAGUGAAAAAGGGACCAAAUGUCGAUAUCCUGCGAGCAGUCCAUCAAUCGCUGAUGGAUUGUGGGACGGAAGUAGAUCAAUUGAUUGACCAGAUUGUCCAACGGUUGAAUACGGCAGCCCAGUCGGUCAGCGAACAUUCGAACAUCCUUUCGCACCAGCACAAAGAACAGGAACUGGCAUUUCGAGCCACGAUUGAGAAACACCAGCAGGCUCAGAAGCAGGCAGCGGAUCGGUCCGCAUUGGAGAAACAGCGGAACGAUCUGCUUGCCAAACAGCGACUACUGGAAGAACGCCAACAAGAGAUUCAAUCGCUCUAUGCCGAGCGCCGUCGGCAACUGCAGCAAUUGAUCGAGGUCCGGGACGAACGUUUCGAUAUUCGCAAUCAGAUUGCGGAUCGCAUUAACGAACAGCUCUCUCCAACGAUUCGCGUGACGAUCCAACAGGAUGGAGAUCUCAACGAAUACAAAUCACUCGUCGAAGGCCAACUGCGCGGCGGAGGGCUGAAACAUGGCGUCGCCGCCGAGAAAAUCGCCAAGGCGCUGACACCUGCAGAACUCGCGGAAGUCGUCAGAAAACGAACGACGGAUGUUCUGGUUGACCGGGCGGAACUGACAUCCGAUCAGGCCAGCAAAGCAAUGGCCAACCUGAGCGAUGCCGAGUUCCUGUUCGAGCUGGAAACCGUUCAGUUGGGCGAUCAGCCGUUGAUCGAACUCAAAGAUGGUGAUGACUAUAAGGAUACGUCAUCGCUGUCAACCGGUCAGAAAUGCACGGCAAUUCUGCCCAUCCUGCUUCUGGAAAAUGAAAACCCGCUGAUCAUCGACCAGCCAGAAGACAACCUCGACAACCGUUUCAUUUUCCAGACCGUUGUCGAAAGCGUGGCUCGGGUGAAGCCGAAACGGCAACUGAUCCUGGUGACUCACAAUCCAAAUAUCCCUGUGCUGGGCGACGCAGAUCAUGUUGUGGUUCUCGAAUCGGAUGGCGCGAGAGCCAAGGUGACCAAGUCAGGUGUACUUGGCAAGUUGGAACUGGAUCGCGAUGCAAUUUCGUGGCCUGAUCGCGAAUCACUGUUGCCAUUGGAUUGGCAACCUGAGGAGACACCGUCGCCAGAUUUGCUGGCUGUAAUUUCGCUCCUUUCCACGGAUGUGAAAUGGCAGGUUCGUCGCCGUGUGGCUGCGACGUUGGUCUGGUUGCCUGACUCUCUGUUUGGUGAAUUGGCAGCUCGUCUCACCCAAGACACGCAUGCGUAUGUGCGUCGAGACGCGGAACGGGCCAUCGAUCGUCGCCAGCGCGGACUCCAAUCUCGAAAGUCGAGUGUUCAGGGAGGACUGGCCAGUGAAUACUCGUCCAUGGAGCGGCUCUAUGGGUCCAUGCCAACACGCAAGGCACGCCGAAUUGUCGAGAAACACUUCGAUGCACUCGUUGGCGGGACAGUCCAUAACAUGCGAGGCCUGUUGACACCAAUCACGCAUAGUGCCGAGGAACUUCAGGCACUCGCGAACUCCGGCAGCGUCAAUCGAAAAUUGUUCAAUCGUCACACGCAGGCGAUCAUCGAUCGGGUGGGAGACCUGCAGCAGUUCUUGGAUGACAUGCGUGCCUAUGCGCUGGCAACGCCCAGCCAGCGCAGACGAGAACGUCUCGUCGAUCUGGUGAAUGAAGCACUGGAUGUUGCUUGUCGUCAUUUUGAGGAAAUUGGUCACGAUCCGCAGAUGAUCGAAAUUAGGUUGUCGAUUCCCGGAUCGAUUACCGCCGAGGUCGCCCGUCAUCAGAUUCUGUCCGUAUUCACAAAUCUAUUGCGGAACGCGUUUGAGGCGUUCCGACCGCUGGAAAAUGAUAUUGGACCAUUCUGGAUUUCCGUCUCAGCGACUACAGAUGAUGACCGCAUUUCGAUUCUGUUCGAAGACAACGGAGUUGGAUUCGGUGAAGACGAUUUGAUGCAUAUUCGAGAAUUCAUUCCUGGGCACAAGACGCUCAAGCAUGAUGGCACCGG
This is a messenger RNA of Durusdinium trenchii, 2774 nucleotides long. Lineage: Eukaryota; Dinophyceae; Suessiales; Symbiodiniaceae. The record is from the annotation of a GenBank genome assembly.